Portunus trituberculatus (swimming crab) is the source of this 1315-nucleotide messenger RNA. RefSeq names its product MICOS complex subunit MIC19-like. The transcript has 6 exons. Gene Ontology annotation, cellular component: MICOS complex. Gene Ontology annotation, biological process: inner mitochondrial membrane organization. The record is from RefSeq and is a predicted model, not a curated record. The coding region runs from base 98 to 1030 and encodes 310 amino acids. NCBI's taxonomy places the organism in Eukaryota, Metazoa, Arthropoda, Malacostraca, Decapoda, Portunidae.
UGAUGUUGUUGGUGUUGCCGGGGACGGAGAGAGAGACUGGGCAGGACAGCGAGAGGUGAUGUGCUGCUAGUGGACGGCUGCUGUACUCCGAGUCACCAUGGGGUCCUCCCACAGCACGAGGAAGAUCACGCUGGUCAACGAUGAUAAGGCUGGCGUCAUCAAGUUGUCGGAGUCAUUAGCAUACCGUCUGCGAGGCCAAAUUGAAGGUCAGCAGGCCACAGCAGCAGCAGCAGCAGCAGAGCCACCCCCUUCACCCUCCCCAGCCCCUCCACCUGUACCUACUAUCCCAAAGGUCCCAGAGACCCCUAAAGUCCCCCAGGUAGCCCCUGAACCUUUUAUCCCAGAGCCAAUUCUGGCUCCACCCCCUCCCCCAGAACCGGCUCCGGGCCCGCCCCCAGAACCAGCUCUAGCCCCAGUCUUUGUUCCAGAGCCGGCCCCAGCCCCAUUCUUUGUCCCAGAGUCUCCAAGGGUUGAGGCUUCCGGACCAGGUGACACUACACCAGAGAAGCUCAUCUCAACCACCAGCCCCUCUGUGCCCGAGGUAGCAAAGACUGCUGCUGCUGCUGUGGAUCUUCCUGAAAAGGCUGCUACAGAACCCCUGCCAGAUGUGGGUGUGGCUGUCAGAGCUGGAUCAGCUCCUGCUCUGAGCCAGCCAGGAGGCAACAUCCCACCAUGGUCCAUCUAUGCUGAGGAAGCUCACCUAAUGGUGAUGCGACUCAGGGAGGAGAAGGAACAGGAGCUCCAGCAACUCAAUCGUGACUGGAGGGAAAAGAUGGACGCCAGGGAACAGGAGUUCAGCAAAAUGUCCCAGCUGUCUGAGGAGGAGGUGAACACUGCCGUCAAGGAUGUUGAGAAGUUGUUUGUGAAGGCAUCAUGCAGUCCAGUGUGUCAGGAUUAUCAAGAGUCUGUCAUGACGUGCUACCAGGAUCAUCCUCGCCAAGCCCUACGCUGUGCCCGCCAAGUGGAAGAAUUUGCUAGAUGUGUCGACCUCUCCAGGCUGCAAUCUGUCCUGAGGCAGCGGGCAAAUUAGUUAUGUUGCCAGGUUUGAGAAUGCAAGAGGAACAAAAUUGAGUGACAGGAAAAAAAAGUUUAGAGUUGAACACCUUGGACACAGAGGAAUGUGUGCUUCACAUGGCCUGGCUGUCAUGCAUGGGCUGACCUCCAGGGUGGCAGUGUUGCUGCUUCCCUGUGUAUAGAUCCUGGCACUGCAUCCCAACACAUGCACUGCUGGGGACUUGUAUAUGCCUUUGAACAUAUAAGGUACUUUUAUUUGUACAUUACUAGAUGUCUUUAAAGAAUAAAUUAUUUGCUAGAA